AUGGUAGCUUCACUAAACUGUACCCAGGCCCUCCUAACCGAAAACGUCCCGUCUAAAGAACAAGCCAUCAUCUUAGACUCUGUCGAUGGUGUACAAAUCCACGAAUAUGCAGUCGCAUUAGGGAGCAAAAUUGGACCAGAAAACAUCCGAUAUCUUUCAAGGAUCGCGAAUAACCGAGUAUGUAUUUAUCUGUCAACAAAGGAGGUGGCUGACAACCUCAUCGAAAACCACAAAACAGUAAAGGUGAGAGACACUGAUAUUUAUAUACGAUCCUUAAUCUCUCGAAACAAAAGAUUAAUCUUGUCUAAUGUCCCACCAAUAAUCCCCAAUGACGUUAUCAUUGAAAAAUUAAAGGAAUCCGAAAUUAAUCCAGUCUCAAACAUUUCAACGCUCCGUGCAGGAUUAAACAUUCCCGGAUACCAACAUAUACUAAGCUUUAGACGACAAGUAUUUAUUAAACCCGAAGAAGCUAACAACAUUCCAACACUUUGGAAAAUAGACUUCGAUGACACAUCCUACUACGUCUAUUCCUCUCUUGACACAAUGCUUUGCUUCAAUUGUAAAGAGGAGGGGCAUUUAGCGAAAGCCUGCCCAAUAAACCCCCAGAGUGACGCAGAUAAGACUAAAAUGACAACGACCUCGCACUCUUCACAGGAAAAUACGGUCACUCAAAAACCUACCUUCCCCUCUCUGCCAUCUAGAACCUCAACUCUUAUUGCACCGAAUAACACUACAAAACCACCCGCGGACAUAAACAAUACAAGCCCUUCCACCAAACGACCAAGGUCAGAUGGGUCCUCGCAAUCGUCGGUGUUGACCCAGGAACAGUUAUUCGCAAAGCCAAAAACCACCGAACAACUAAGACUAGCUAAAAAAGUUAAGCCAGAUUCUCAAAUUCUCUCCUUACCAACUUCGAUCGAAGUAGCAAUGCAAAGUACCCCUGCUGAUUUCCCGUACUCGUAUACACAACUAUCUAAUUUCCUAGAAGAUGCGCCUAAGAUCAAAUGUAUUGAGGAACUCUUGGCAAAACACAAGUUCAGUGCAGCUGACACUGUUGUGAUGCUAAGAAAACUGUAUCUCCACCUCGAGAACCGAAAACAAAAACGUCGCUUCACCCGAAUUAUCAACAGAAUCGAAGGAAAUGUUAUUGACGAUACAUCUUCACAAAGCUCAUAUGGCUCCAGUGGCAACCUGAUGGAUCUAGAGGAGUCAAUAUCUGACUUGGCAUCGACAAACUCGCAAGGAUCAAUUUAA
Cotesia congregata is the source of this 1254-nucleotide messenger RNA. Lineage: Eukaryota; Metazoa; Arthropoda; Insecta; Hymenoptera; Braconidae. The record is from the annotation of a GenBank genome assembly.